AUGAUUAGGGUACAUGAAGAGGAAGUGAAGACAUGGACUACUGAUUUCAGUCCAAAAAGCAUGCAAUUAUAUAGUGAGUAUCUACAGAUUGGUCAAUGUUGUAAAGUCAAUGCCAAUGGUUACCAUGGGUAUGAAGUGUUUGAGGGAGGUGAUAAACAUUGUGUUAGGUUGGAUUUGGGUUUGUGUACUUGUUGGGCAUGGGAUCUUAGUGGAAUCCCAUGCCCUCAUGCUAUUGCAGCUAUGCUCUAUAAGAAUAUAGACACACUAACAGGAAUGCAUUGGUGGUUUAGCAAGGAGGCAUACUUAUUGACUUACAAAAAUAAGUUACAGCCUGUUCCAGGAGAAAAUUUUUGGAAAAUUGAACCUUCCCAAAAAAUGGAACCACCAGAUUUUGUGAUGAUGGCUGACAGGCCAAAGGUUAAGAGGGACAGGGAGAAGAAUGAAGCAAUUAAAAGGCAAGGAGGGUGGUCUUUGUCCAGAAAGGGUAGGCCAUCAAAAGGGAAAGGCAAGGCAAAACAACCUCAAAAGAAGGAAAGAUCUUUAAUAGAUGAGGAAACACAAGAAUAUAUAAGCUUAUCAAAUCCUCCAGUAUCUUAA
Nicotiana tabacum (common tobacco) is the source of this 597-nucleotide messenger RNA. RefSeq lists its product as uncharacterized. Gene Ontology annotation, molecular function: zinc ion binding. NCBI's taxonomy places the organism in Eukaryota, Viridiplantae, Streptophyta, Magnoliopsida, Solanales, Solanaceae. The record is from RefSeq and is a predicted model, not a curated record.